Messenger RNA from Juglans microcarpa x Juglans regia, 1635 nucleotides. RefSeq lists its product as uncharacterized. The record is from RefSeq and is a predicted model, not a curated record. NCBI's taxonomy places the organism in Eukaryota, Viridiplantae, Streptophyta, Magnoliopsida, Fagales, Juglandaceae. The transcript has 2 exons. Bases 249 to 1373 code for a protein of 374 amino acids.
CCGACAUUAUAUAUAAGCUCAUCUUCGAUUUUUCUCAUGACGUCCUUUCUUCCUCAUCCUUCUGUCUCUCUCUCUCUCUCUCCCCCUGUGAAAACCCUAAUUCAAAGUCUUUUUCUCUAUCCUACCUCAUUUCUUUCUGAGAUAACAAACGAGAUCGCCAGCCUGAAUGUAAAUGGAGACACCAAUUUAUACAUGUGGAGAAUUGUUCAGCAUUUGGGUGUGAAGCAAAUUAAUAAAUAAUAGGAAUAAUGGAGGCUAAUAUCUGUGAUGUCAAUCACUUGGAUGCGGAUGUCCUUUUGCCUCCUCGAAAGCGCCUGCUUGCUGGAUUGAAAAAGCAAAGCUCGGAAGCUGAUGGUGCUUUGGGUCUCUCUCUAAUUGCUUCUUCUGCCUCUGCUUCUGCUUCAUCUGCUGCUACUUUAAGCGACUUUGAAACACGUCUUAACAACCUGUUAAGCUCUCAUUCGAAUAAUCCUAACCUUACACCAGAGGAAAUAGUUGAGGCUUCAAAAUCAGCAGCUAUUGCUGCAGUUAAGGCUGCAGAGGCUGCGAGAGCUGCCGCUGAAGAAAAGGCUGCAAAAGCAUCAAAGGCAAAGGCUGCCGCCAAGAGCGCCUUAGAUUUGGUUGCCUCAUUUUCUGAAGAGGCAGCCUCUAAGGAAAAAUAUCUGAAAAAGAAUAGGCUGAAGAAGCAUCUUCCAGUUCGGCUUUUGUACAAAAAAUACCAACCGAUUGAGAAUAACAAGACAGAUGAAGAGUUGGCCCGUAAGUUGCAUCGAGCUAUUAACAGCUCCCCCAGAAUCUUGAAGAACUCUUCAAGUUCUGACUGGAAGGGUCAUAAACACAAGAAGCCUAAAAGCUCAGGGAGUUCUGAGAAAAGUAGGGUAUCCAAUGGGGGUAUCUUGUUGGAAGGACACCUGCCAUCUAUGUCCAAUGGUCAUGCUGUAACAGGCAAGGUCAAUUCUGAGGGUUCCAUCCGAGAGUUAUACACACACAAAGCAGAUGAAAGGGCCUCCAAGUUUGAUAAAGUAAGCCGACUAGAGGUGGAUAAUGAAGAAGCAGAAUCAAGUCUGCCAAAGGAUAAAACUGGGGAAGAUGUGUGUACAACUGGUAAAAAAAGGGGAAGAGUGAAGCUAAAAAGGUUGCCGCUAAGCAUUUGUACUUUUAGGGAUCGGUCAAACCCCAAGGAGGAGACGAAUGGGAGAAGCACCCCAAUGACUGAGAAUAACGUGGGCAGCCCCACUGCUGGCAGUAUGCCCUUAUUCUCAAUGCAGCCUUCGGCCGAUGGUGUGAUGCCAAUUGGGGCUACACCGGUGUGGAAAUGCCAAGAGUUCAAAGUUCCAACUUGUGUCGAGCAAAAUAAAGUACUGCAGUCGUGAUGUUCAAAUGUAAUGUGGUGGCAGGUGGCUACUGUGAUAGAAGUUGAUAGCUGAGGUAGGUUCAUGGUGCUCUUUUUUACAGAAACGGCUUUCUUUGAUUUAUCUUUUUUGCUCAUUUUUUCUGGCUUUGUAAUGAAGAUAAACUGACUGAAUGUAAAUUUAGAUAUUUAAUUGCUUGCAUCCGUGCUUUACAGAAUGGCAAAGCUUCAAGUUAGGAUUCAAGUGAUGGAAUAAAUUGAAUAGUAUUUGUUAACAUGUUGCA